Messenger RNA from Candidula unifasciata, 1094 nucleotides. The record is from the annotation of a GenBank genome assembly. NCBI's taxonomy places the organism in Eukaryota, Metazoa, Mollusca, Gastropoda, Stylommatophora, Geomitridae.
AUGUCCAAAAGUCAACAACCCCAAGGUGCCGGAUCUCUGAACUCGCAAGCCACGGGCAAGGAUCAACAGUCAAAAAAGAAUAAGGAACAAGGAAAAGGCCGAAACCAACAGCAGCAGCAACAGCAUCAGAAGCAGACAGCCAGGAUUUUUGAGCCCUACUGGACACUUGAAGCCGUUAGUGCAGGAAUAAAGAGAGGCGAAUUGGUUGUGGGCCCCAUUAGGAUUAAUCCGAAAAACUAUUUAGAUGCCUAUGUUCCUUCUAAAGAUGGUAAGAGCGAUGUCUACAUUGAAGGAAUGGCUGACAGAAAUAGAGCCCUCAAUACGGAUGAAGUUGUUGUUCAGUUGUACCCCUACUCCCAGUGGAGAGUUUUUGUUGAGGAUUUUGAGCAUUUUGAGAGAACAGUUUCUGCCAGUAGCUUGGAGAGUCUGGACAAAGUCAAUGGUGUCAAACCUAGCAACACAAAUGAGUCAGACGAGGACUCCGGCCCAGAUGUCAUAUUUGAUUCAGACAGUGAUAAUGAAGCAAAAGGGGCUGUGAAUAACUUAAAUCAAGCCGUUAAGGGUUUACAUCUUUCAAAAGUCCCUCCUGAAAACACUCCAGACAAAUCACAAAAAUCUUCCAGCCCGGACAAAUUGAGCCAGGCCGCACUCAAGCCAGAAGGAAGUCUCCAGAAAGUGAAAAGUGCUCCAGAAAACAUUGACAAGUCACCAGCCACGCCAUUACAGAAAUUUGCUUCUAUAUCGUACAUGAUGGAGAAUGGCAGCCCCUUGGCCAGAAAUUUGUUCUGCGGAGGAAAGGAAGGUCACGCAUCUGUAGGUGAUGUCAGCGGUGGAAAGUUUGUGCAGCCUAAAGGCAAGGUUGUUUACAUAGCAGAAAAGAAACAUUCGCGGGCGGCCAGCGGACGCCUCAAACUUAUGCCAAACAGAAACAGAUCUCAUGCCUUGUUUUCUCCAUGCGACAGUCGAGUUCCCAGGAUUAUGAUUCCCAUGUCUGAGUGCCCUAAAAAUUUCUUUGAAAGAUCUGAAGAUUUCUCCAGCACCUUGUACAUUGCCCGGAUAAAACAGUGGGAGGAGACAUCUAAAAUGCCCAAAGG